Messenger RNA from Gloeophyllum trabeum ATCC 11539, 427 nucleotides. RefSeq lists its product as uncharacterized. The transcript has 3 exons. The record is from RefSeq and is a predicted model, not a curated record. The coding region runs from base 14 to 169 and encodes 51 amino acids. Lineage: Eukaryota; Fungi; Basidiomycota; Agaricomycetes; Gloeophyllales; Gloeophyllaceae.
AAGUUCCGAUACAAUGCAAGCCCCAGCCGCCGCCCGAACCACCCUCAUACUCUUCGCAGCCGUCCUGCUUGCCACCAGCGCAGUAGCGAGACCGACAGCGGGCACUGAGGCGGCGUGCGAUCCAGAGGGCCCGGACUAUGGGAUGUCUCCGGACUGUAUCGCUAUGUAAUCGGAGAGUACACGCGUAUGUGGGGGAUAACCUGCGGGCAUAUGCGCAGAUGGAGGAAGGACAAGGUCCGACCGAGUUCUCGCUGGUGCAAGACAUGCCUGGUAGAUAGAUAGAAAGAUCCCCGAGAUGCAAUGGACGACGGGAAGUCUGUCAUAGGAGAUAUGUGUGUAUUAUGUUGUCGCCGUACGUCGUGGCAAGCCGCGGCCUCGCGAUCGUGUCAGAAAAUUCUCCCGCUGUGACUGAAAAGCAGCAUCGAGC